Molecule: messenger RNA, 1893 nt
Organism: Vigna radiata var. radiata (mung bean)
Lineage: Eukaryota; Viridiplantae; Streptophyta; Magnoliopsida; Fabales; Fabaceae
Exons: 3
Coding region: 620-1132 (170 amino acids)
Source: RefSeq, a predicted model, not a curated record
GGGAACAAAAUGACAAGUAAAAUAAAAUAAACAAAAUAACCAAAUUGGGUCAAAACCCAAAUGGAAAAGGAUGGUAAAAAUAAAAAAGAGGGGUGGCAAGAGAGAUCCUUUUGUUUGGCCUAAUAUGAGCCCAAAAGAUGAGACAGAGGGGUGUGAGAAUAAAAAAAGGGGUGCGGGUCUAAUUUUAGUUUAAUAGCAUAUUGGGUCUAAGCCCAUGUGAAAAGGGGCGCGACUUAGUGGAAACAGGGGGUGCAGAAACGAUUUUUUUGGUUGGCAGAAUGGGCUUGAACCCAAAGAGAUGGGGGUUGCGGAUGGAAGCAAAAGGGGGUGCGGGAAGUUAGUCAAAACCUAAAAAAUUAAUAGAAAAAAAACUAAAGCAAAUAAAAAACCUAGGCCCUAUUCCAGCCUCAGAAACCCCUUUAGGGGUCCUCUCAGACUCUCUCAUUUCACUCAACACAACACAGAGGGUCUCUCCCUUUCUCCCUCUCUCGUCGCCCUAGGACUGGGUUCCUUUGCCACCAGACAAAUCGACCGGCCGCCGCCUCCCUCCGACCAGCCAUGGCGAAGCCGACGUCCUCGCCACCAUCCGGCCAGCCAACGCAGGCCGCAGCGACCUCAGAUGCGAACACCAUCGUCGCGUGGGAGAGAACGCUUUCUCCUUCGUGGGUCGUCUCCUAGGCGGGCUUGUCCACCGCACCAGCCAUGGUGCCACCGGUGUUGCUGGCCGUCGGUCACCACGUCGAUGGCUUCUUUCCUUCUUCGCCGGCGAGCAGGGAAACCCCUUUCUCUCUUCCGUUCUAUUUCUACCUCCCAAUCCUCGACAAAGUCGUCACCACCAAAGAGAAAGAAGUCGUCGCCACUGAAUCCACCGGUCACAGCUACCGUGAGUCGUCAACAAAGAAAAUCAUUUCCUCCUCUUCGCAUUCGUGGUGGUCGCCACCAAAGGGCUGUAGUUUCGACUCACACGAUUUGCAGAUUGGGGAAAAACGGCUUAUGGGUCACGAAUGGACUCGAAAUCAGACUAGGGGUAGGGCUAUUCGACACUGUUUUGGUGCGUUUGGCCCUGUUCGACGCAGGUGAAAGAGGAGUAUGGCAUGGGUACGACUGGUUCGAUUCUAGUGUUCUGUGUUGAGGGAUGAUGGUGUGAGGGGAAGGAUCAACUGUGUGUGUGUGUGUUUUUUUUUGGUGUUGUGUGUUUGAGCUUGGUCGUGGACGUUGGGAAUGGANGGGGAGGAGCGGUGGUUACGCUAUGGCCAAGAGAAGUGUGAUGCAGAUGGCGAUAGGGUGUUGUUAUUUGGCUCGGUUAUUGGCUCCGUGAGUGAAGAGAGAACACGGCAGAGUAUGAUAAGGAACGAUGAUGGAGGGAAGGAUUCAAGUCUCAGUCAUAUGCAAUGGGAAAAAUGCUUGAUGACAUUCAGAGUAGCAAUGCAACAGUAAAGUAUUUAAGAACAACAAACAGUCUCAUGUGCAAGGAUGGAUCACUCACCUCUUGAAGACUCAGCUGUUAACGUCAACCUUGCAGCUCCGAUGGGUCUCCUUCUCCUUCCUUAGUGCAGUUCCAAAAAUUGCUCUCGCAACUCCUAUUCUCCUCUCUUUUUUUUUAGAAUCAAUGCUCCCAAUGCCCUGCUCUCUCUCGGUAGUGAACUUUCUUUUUUGUUAUCCUCCUCCCUACGACAAGCUCUCCUUUUUGUGCCUUCCUGCUCCACUCAGUAACCGUUUUGUUCUGCUAUGCCAAAUCCUCAAAACGUCUCUGCCAUGUUCCUUCAGACCACUCUGUCACCCUUUGUCGUUUUGCACACAUGGCCUCCCCUCAGCUAAAGCAUUUUUUUUAGUUUUUUUUUUUUUUAUAAAACAAAUUUAAGCAAGGCAAAAUAUAAAAAGGUAAAACUAAAA